This is a messenger RNA of Alnus glutinosa, 900 nucleotides long. RefSeq lists its product as uncharacterized. Bases 325 to 747 code for a protein of 140 amino acids. Gene Ontology annotation, biological process: DNA repair; negative regulation of double-strand break repair via homologous recombination; regulation of sister chromatid segregation. Gene Ontology annotation, cellular component: nuclear speck; cytosol. The transcript is spliced from 4 exons. The record is from RefSeq and is a predicted model, not a curated record. Lineage: Eukaryota; Viridiplantae; Streptophyta; Magnoliopsida; Fagales; Betulaceae.
GAAGGGCUAUAUUGUUUCUUUCUUAAUCUUUCCUAAAAUAUCCAGCCCCAUAACAAAUUCCAAUGAGUAAUUCAAGAAGAUUCGGGUUUGCAGAUUUGUAAUCGAUCUGUUGCUCUUGGAGAUUUGUAAUCGUUUUAUUAGCACCUUCCGAACGACACCGUUUUGUCCUUCUAAAUGUUCUCAUCUUCCAACCCUCCUAUGGCCAUUUCCCUCCUAAAAUCGAGACGCGCCGUUCCAUAUACUGGCAAUCUGGCCCUUUGGGUGAGGCGAGUGAGCAGCCAACUCCUUGGUGGCGACUGGCGAGUGAGAAAUUGAGAGACAGAGAUGGACUACAGCCUAGCAGCGCUGAAGCUGCUGUGCGCUCAGCUGAAGGACGCGACGGAAACGGCGUCGCAGAACUCCAUGACUCUCGGCGGCAUCCUCUUCCAACGCGCCUGGUUACAGGGCGUUCUGGUCUCGGCCCCCGACGAAAACGACGACGUUGAAGCGCCGUUGCUUCUCGACGACGGCACCGGCAUUGUCAAGCUCUCCCUCUCCUCCGCCGACUUCCGUCUGCGCCCUUGGAAGACCGGGAUGUAUGUGAUGGUUGUUGGAGGAUACAAUGCGCGCGCGGUUGAACCCCCAGAAAUCAAGGUUCACAAGAUUGUAGAUCUUUCGGCGAUCCCGGAUCGAGAGGCAAUGUGGUAUCUUGAAGUUAUGGAGGCAUACAAACUGUUCUACGGCCCCCUAAUUGAAGAACUCGUGUGAUUCUGUCAGACCAUCUCUCAGAGAGAGAGCAAGACUUUGGCCGCACAGAAAUCCCUCAACAUUUUGUUUUUCUUUUUUGUAAUUUUUUUUAAACCAGGACGCUUGUUUUCUUAUUAUUAUAAUUUGUGUAACAUCUAAUCUGAGAUGGAAUGA